AUGUCUUUAAAGUCUGGUUCUGUUGCCCCUCCUAUCUGUGUUGUUACUUUUGAAAAUCAACCAACAGGCACCUUUUCUCUUGUCCCAUCAUCAUUUAUUCAUAGUGCGGUAUUCACAAAAGGAACAAACAUUAACAAAGAUUAUUUUUUUGUUCAUCCAAGUAAACGCGACCUAAGAAAACGUGGUUUUGUGUUUUACAUUGGACCUAAGGCCAAAUGUCAGGAGUAUUGCAAAUUUUAUGAUGCUGAGGAAGUCGAUUGUGUUACGUGGCUUGGCCGUUCUCAGGAUUUGUUUACCGAUAUAUCUAACAGCGAUUCAUCAAUGAUAAGUGCUGAGAACCCUAACAACGCCCGAAUUAAUAGUAAAACAGCACACAAACGAAACGUGUCACCAUUGGUGUUAUCAAAUUCGUUUAUGUCUUUCGGGUCAUCACCAGCGAAAAAAAUAGCAUAUGAGAUUAAAGGUACCCCAACUACGCAUCGUUCUUCUACUACUACUCCUCUAAAAGCAACAACUCCUACCUCAAAAAAAACACCAGUAACGUUUACCGGUAAAAAUUAUGCACCACCGAUUAAUGAAACACAUGUAAACAAUAUAAUAUCGAAAAAUGAUGUGAUGACUUUGUCAGCAGCAUCAAGUAUCCCCAACCCGUCAAUACAAACACCAUCGAAAGUUGCAUUAUCUCAAGGUGUUGUUGAAGAGUUAGAAAACGCUCGAAGAAAAAUAAUUUAUUUAGAAGAACAAUUAGCUGAAUUAAAAAGAAUAUCAAUUCCUCUAACAUUGCUUCUCGCUUAUCUUUUGGCAUAUCCAAAUGCGGAACAGUCGUUAUAUCUUCGAAAUGUGGUAUCUGUUAUCGAUUUAAAUGACAGAAUUGCAAGUACUCGAGCCACUGAGGAUGGGGAAAAAUUACCAGUAUCUGGUAUUGAACUGUUUAAAGUAAUGUCAAUUUCAAAAACUUGGAAGAAAAGAACUGUCAAUUUAGUUAAAAGUUGUUAUAAAAAUGUUGAUUUUGGAAAUAUGACGUAUAAUACUUUAUCCUCUAUGAAUGCAGAAUUGAUGAGAAAUAUACUCGGAUAUUCACGAGGAACUGUAACAUCUCUUGCCGUGGGCAUCAUACCGAGUACAGUGCAUAAAGAAAUGUUUAGUUGA
Didymodactylos carnosus is the source of this 1149-nucleotide messenger RNA. NCBI's taxonomy places the organism in Eukaryota, Metazoa, Rotifera, Eurotatoria, Philodinida, Philodinidae. The record is from the annotation of a GenBank genome assembly.